AUGCCCUCUCCCAUCUACUACCAAAUCCCCUCCACCACCCUCCCCCCCCCUUCUCCCCCCAUCCAUCCCCUCCUCCGCCUCGAACUCCGCGACCUCUCCUCCCCCGGCGCCCAACGCUUCCUCUCCACCCCGAACUGCGGUACCCUCCUUUCCACCUGCGUCUCCAGCGUCAUCUCCCACCUCUACACCCGGACGUGCGCCGUCCCGCCCACCCGCUCCGUCACUCUCAUCCUCCGCUCCAUGCCAGGCGUCGCCUACACCACUGGCACCGACCUCGACGCCGACCAUAAGGAGAUCCAUUUCUCCACGGACUAUAUCGCGGGGAUCUCCGAGGCGCGCAUCGAGGCGGAGAUCUGCGGCGUGGUGUGCCAUGAGAUGGUGCAUUGCUUUCAAUGGGACGCGCGGGGGACGGCGCCGGGGGGGUUGAUUGAGGGGGUGGCGGAUUGGGUGCGGUUGCGGUGUCGGUAUGUGCCGCCGCACUGGAAGCGGGAGGCGGAUGGGGAGUGGGACGCGGGGUAUCAGCAUACGGGGUAUUUUUUGGAGUAUUUGGAGGGGCGGUUUGGGGAGGGGAGUGUUAGGAGGGUGAAUGAGAAGUUGAAGGGGGAGGAUUAUGAGGAGGAGAGGUUUUGGGAGGGGUUGUUUGGGGAGGGGGUGGGGAGGCUGUGGGAGGAGUAUGGGAAGAGUAUGACGGAGGAGAGCGGGAAGGACUGUAAGGAGAGGGCUUAA
Messenger RNA from Eremomyces bilateralis CBS 781.70, 726 nucleotides. RefSeq names its product plant basic secretory protein. The transcript has a single exon. Bases 1 to 726 code for a protein of 241 amino acids. Lineage: Eukaryota; Fungi; Ascomycota; Dothideomycetes; Eremomycetales; Eremomycetaceae. The record is from RefSeq and is a predicted model, not a curated record.